AUGGCGGACGACAGAACACAGGCCGAGAAACCAUUUUCUGUGCUGUUCGUCUGCCUCGGUAACAUAUGCAGAAGCCCCGCCGCCGAAGGUGUCUUCAGACAUCUUGUUAAGGAAAAGGGUCUCGAUUCUAAGUUCUUCAUCGACUCUGCCGGCACGAUUAACUACCAUGAGGGUGAUCAAGCGGAUCCAAGAAUGAGGGCAGCUUCAAAAAGGCGUGGAAUUGAGAUAACUUCGUUAUCGAGGCCGAUAAGGCCGUCCGAUUUCGGGGACUUUGAUCUUAUUCUGGCAAUGGAUAGGAAAAAUAGAGAGGAUAUACUAGAUGCAUUUGAGAGGUGGAGGCACAAGGAACCCUUGCCUGCCAAUGCAGAUAAGAAGGUCCAGUUAAUGUGCUCUUACUGCAAGAAGCAUGAUGAAACUGAGGUGCCCGACCCCUAUUAUGGUGGACCCAAAGGUUUCGAGAAGGUCCUGGAUUUGCUUGAAGACGCUUGCGAGUCGUUAUUGGAGAAUAUUGUGGCUGAGAAGAUGUAG
Striga hermonthica is the source of this 528-nucleotide messenger RNA. NCBI's taxonomy places the organism in Eukaryota, Viridiplantae, Streptophyta, Magnoliopsida, Lamiales, Orobanchaceae. The record is from the annotation of a GenBank genome assembly.